AUGGCGAUGGCGAGGACUGCGGUCGUCGACGCGCGCUCGACCGCGCUGUCGGUGGGCCUGUUCGCGGGCCCCCGGGCCAUGCGGCGGCUGCGGCAGGCUUCCAGGAGCUUCGGCCCCGCGAUCGGCGACGUCCUAGGCUACCUCAGCCCUGGACACGUCUACGUCUGCGGCGGUUUCGAAGGCGCCCUGGCGCUGAGCUCCGUGGAGCGGCUGGACCCGGUGUCUGGCAUGUGGGAGGAUUCUUCGCCAGAGCUUUGA
Molecule: messenger RNA, 258 nt
Organism: Prorocentrum cordatum
Lineage: Eukaryota; Dinophyceae; Prorocentrales; Prorocentraceae
Source: the annotation of a GenBank genome assembly